AUGGAUUUCCACGUGCCCUCGUCAAUCUCUAUUAUCGCUUUCUUCUACGCCAACGACCUCCCCAUGGAUGCUUCAUCAUUGGACGGACGAGGUAGAACGAUAGCGACAAUCGAUGAUUGGAGAAUAGGGAUUUGGCUUUAUGAGCUGGUGGUGAUGCCGAUUCUAGGUUUAGGGCAUAGGUGUGAUUUGGCCAAUCAAUCCAUCGACGGAAGACGAGUUCGGUGGUGA
This is a messenger RNA of Linum trigynum, 228 nucleotides long. The record is from the annotation of a GenBank genome assembly. Lineage: Eukaryota; Viridiplantae; Streptophyta; Magnoliopsida; Malpighiales; Linaceae.